AUGGAGGAGAAGAACAAGCUGUCAAUAUCCAUCGCCUGCAAGCUCCGGCCUGCCAAGCCCCCCUCCCGCCCCGCCGCCGCCGACGAUGGCCCCAAGCCCGCGCCCACCGCCCAGUUCGUCACCGAGUUCGACCCGUCCCCGACCCUACCCCCGGCCGCGGCGCCCGUCGUCGUCCCGCCGCUCCCCAACUCGGUCAACUUCGGCCCUCGCAAGCCAUCCUCCCUCACCACGUCGCAGGAGGAGGCCGCCCUCGCCGCGCAAUCCCCUGCCUGCUGCGGCGGCCCCGCCUUCGUCCUCGACAAUCCGUGUGCGAGAACCUUCUACGGCCUCACCCUCCGCGACGCCGCUGUGGCGCUCCUUGCUGGAUAUGGCUGGUCCGAAGGCCAGUGUGUCGGUAAGAGCCACAGGGACAGGAAGGAAGAUACCAAGGCCGCCGAUCGCCACCGUGCUGGCAAACACGGGUUUGGCUACAACCCCUCCGAGCUUGACCCUCGGAAAUCUCGCUCCGGCGAAUGGACAUUUGCCGCUAAUAACAAAAUGACGGGGAAUGGAACCGCGAGGAAGAGAGGUAGAGACGCUAGCGACACAACGGAGGAGAAGGAUCACAAUGCCGGCCGCCGGCAUAACAAGAUCUCUGGUGAGAAAAGGUCUAGGACGACGACGAAGGCUUGCGAGGAGGAGAGAGACGGCGGCCAGGGCAACACGGCGCUGUGGCUGCAGAGCCAUAUCAGGGUCCGGGUUGUUAGCGAGAAGCUGGGCAAACGGCUGUACCUGAUGAAGGGGAAGGUCGUCGACGUGGUGGCGCCGACGGCUUGCGACGUUGUGAUGGACGAUGACUUGGAGCUCGUGCAGGGUGUCGAGCAAGGUAUGCUUGAGACAGUGCUGCCCCGGACGAACGGCCGGGUGCUCGUGCUCUACGGGAAGCACAAGGGUGUGCGUGGGCGCCUGGUGGAGAAGGAUUCCGAGGAGGAGGUUGGAUUGGUGGAGGAUGCAGAUUCGAAGGCUGUGGUACGCGUUAGGUUUGACCAGAUGGCAGAGUACACCGUACCGUUGACUUGUAGUUGCUUGGCUACUGAAUAAUUUCUUUUCGAGUAGCUGAUAUUUGCUUUGUGUUAGGCAAUGUACUAAAAUGUAUAUGCAUGUAGCAUUGUAGCUGCUGUGAUCCA
Messenger RNA from Setaria italica (foxtail millet), 1166 nucleotides. RefSeq names its product protein MOS2. Gene Ontology annotation, biological process: mRNA splicing, via spliceosome. The transcript is spliced from 2 exons. The coding region runs from base 1 to 1080 and encodes 359 amino acids. The record is from RefSeq and is a predicted model, not a curated record. Gene Ontology annotation, molecular function: nucleic acid binding. NCBI's taxonomy places the organism in Eukaryota, Viridiplantae, Streptophyta, Magnoliopsida, Poales, Poaceae. Gene Ontology annotation, cellular component: spliceosomal complex.